AGUCAAGUGUCAGAUUUAGUGUUUUGUGCUGCAGUGACAAUUUCAAAAAUGGUGUGGAGUUGCCGGCAACCGUGUUGAAUAGUUGAUUAUAUCGAAACGUUUAAUUUGUUGGAAAUAAGAGCUCACUGUCGAAGUUGAAUAAGCAGAUGCCAUGAAAUAAUAGUAACGUUAUGUAGACAUUGUCAAAUGAGUUUGGGUUAAGUCAUAUUUAGCAAUUGUAUACCAAAUUACUCUUAAGAAUUGCAAAUAUUGUGCUGUCAUGGAAAAUAAGGAAAGUGAGAUUGUGUUGCUUAUUUUACUUGGUUUGCCAGCUAGUGGCAAAACAACGUUCUCAAAAGUGUUGAUGAAGUUGAGUGGCGACGUUAAUGUUUCUGGAUCCGUGGGUGAAAAAAAUCACAGUAUAAUUCAUAUUUGUUAUGAUGCAUUAGUGCCACUACUUUCGCUUGAACAAACUAAGUGGAGUGAAACUCGUAAGAAGGUUGUUGCUGUAGUUGAAAAUAUUAUUUGCCUCCUGAAAACACAGAACUAUUCAGAACUAGACGACUACUUGCAGUGUAUGCAAAUAGAGAAGACCAAAAGGCACAUUUCACAAGCUACAGACGAAACUACAAUGGUCCUCAUAGAUGACAAUAUGUAUUACAGUAGUAUGCGGUAUGAAUAUUUUAAAAUGGCAAGAAGAUAUACAAUAAGUUUUGCAGAAAUCUGUUUACACUGUUCAGCAGAGGUGGCUUGUAGUCGCAACUCUCAGAGAUCAGAUGAUCGUGUGGCACAAGAUACUAUUAUUAGAAUGGCAGGAAAACUGUGCUGCCCCAGUAAGAAAAAUUCGUGGGAGAAAUGGUUCUGUUGUCUCUCUUCAGAAUCGCCAUUUGAUAAGAGAGAUGCACAAACUGUAUUCCGGGUUAUAGAGGAUAGCCUUAAGGAACCAGUUUUACCUGUGAAUAAUGAAGAUGAUGAGAAUGCACAUAAAAAAUGUGCUCCUAAUCUCAUUCAUGAAGCUGAUAUUGCUCUGCGGAAAGUUAUAGGUAGUAAAAUAAAGCAACUAUCUGCAAGCACCGCUGCUGGUAAAAAUAAGCAAUCCUUAAUUUUAAAGAAACAGUUACUCCUACAAGAAUUGAAAAGUGGUGUUCUGGAGGUGCCAGAAGCCAUAUAUAAAAUGUUUGAGACCAGAAGUGAUGAACUGCAGGAAGAAUUACAACAGUGGUGGCUAACUUUUUUUUUAUGAGGAGUGUUUAGGUCCAGUACAGUAAAUGCAACUGUGAGAACUGGCAGAAAGCACUGGAAACACAGUGAAGGUGAAGCUAUCCACUGUUAUGAAGAAGAAUGUUGACUUAAGUGCCAGCAUUGGAACUGGAAUUGUAAAAUGGUGGAAAUGUUAGAGGAGAAACGCUUUUGGAUUAUUGGAUUAUACGGGGAUAUCUAAACCAUUGGAAGUGUUGGACAGAUGCAUACACAAACACAGAUGUAACAAAUGACAAAAAUUCCAUCUAAGUAUCGAAGAAUGGGUAGGAAUUGCUGGUUCUGCUGUGACUAGUCAACAAGCUGGGCUUUGAUCAGGGGCGAAAACUUGUGUAUAUUGUAAUGACUUUUAUUUUUUAUAGACAAACUAGACUGUGACAAUGGAACAUUACAUUAAAAAACAAAUGACCAUUGAAGAAAUUCCUGAACUUCUUGAUUUUGUAAACUAUGGAAAUAUGUCAGAAAUUAAUGAUACAUCCGACAAUAUUGAUUAACACUUUAUUUUUGUGUGAUAGAGUGAACUAGUGACGAAGCUCAAAAUCUUGAUCAUACCAGUGAAGUUCACUUGCCAGCGAAGUUCAUUAAGUCCUUUCUGUCCAUCCCUGCAAUAACUACUGCCAGUGUAUCUGAUGUAAAUUUGUCUGUAUCGGGGCCUACUACAACCAAAAAUUUAUCGAGUAAUUCACCUUCUUCUCAGACAAUAUAUGCACAAAAAUGUCUCGGA
Molecule: messenger RNA, 1960 nt
Organism: Schistocerca americana (American grasshopper)
Lineage: Eukaryota; Metazoa; Arthropoda; Insecta; Orthoptera; Acrididae
Gene: Pstk
Product: L-seryl-tRNA(Sec) kinase
Exons: 3
Coding region: 260-1222 (320 amino acids)
Molecular function (GO): kinase activity; tRNA binding
Source: RefSeq, a predicted model, not a curated record